AUGGAGGUAGUUGGCGUCGCCGCUAACAUCAUUGCCGUCGUUGAUAUAUCCGUCAAGGUUAUAUCAUGGUGUUCUCAGUACGCCAAAGACGUCAAGCAUGCAAAGGCAGAGGUCCAGCAGUUACGCAAUGAGGUAGAUCAGCUGCGACAACUUACCGAAAAUGUCCGCCAUCUUCUUCAUGGCCCAGCCGGCGCAAGGCUUCAGAGCUCUCGAGAAUUGGGCGGCGCCAUUCAGUCCAGCCUUGAUCUGCUCGUUCAAUUGGAGCACACCCUUCAGCCAGGCUCGAGCCGCAAGGUCAUGUCCCGUAUUGGCCUCCGAGCUUUGAGAUGGCCAUUCCAGUCUAGUGAAUGCCGUACCAUAAUCGAAGGCAUUCGUAAUUGCUCAGCGAGCCUCUCUUGGGCGCUUCAAGUGGACCAAACGUAGGCAUUUUGGACCAAUCGAGGUGACAUCAUUUGACUUACUCAUAGUACCAUCUUACUUGAUGUCGAUAAUAAGAUCGAAAAAGUUGACGAUAAGAUCGACAAAGUGG
This is a messenger RNA of Ilyonectria robusta, 529 nucleotides long. RefSeq lists its product as uncharacterized. The record is from RefSeq and is a predicted model, not a curated record. The coding region runs from base 1 to 423 and encodes 140 amino acids. NCBI's taxonomy places the organism in Eukaryota, Fungi, Ascomycota, Sordariomycetes, Hypocreales, Nectriaceae. The transcript has a single exon.